This is a messenger RNA of Humulus lupulus (European hop), 1811 nucleotides long. RefSeq names its product probable aspartic proteinase GIP2. Gene Ontology annotation, molecular function: aspartic-type endopeptidase activity. Lineage: Eukaryota; Viridiplantae; Streptophyta; Magnoliopsida; Rosales; Cannabaceae. The transcript has a single exon. Bases 106 to 1494 code for a protein of 462 amino acids. The record is from RefSeq and is a predicted model, not a curated record. Gene Ontology annotation, biological process: proteolysis.
UUAGAACAGCCUCGCACAAUCCAUUGCACAUAUCAUAUAUUGAUAAUACAAGUCAACAAAAUAUUUUUAAAUAAAACAUAAACAUCCAAGAGGCUAUAUAAAUCUAUGCUUUCCUCAGAUUCUAUCAUCAUCUCGAUCACGUUUUCCAUUUCAACAAUGGCUUCGUUUACUCAUUUCGUUCUCUUCUGCUCUCUUCUCUUCCCCAUUCUCAUCACCCCCACCAUAGCUGAAAUACCAUCGUUCCGCCCCAAGGCACUACUUCUCCCAGUAACCAAAGACGCUUCCACCAAGCAAUACCUCACCCAAAUAAACCAAAGGACCCCUCUAGUCCCAGUCAAACUCACCGUAAAUCUCGGCGGUGAAUUCCUUUGGGUGGACUGCGAAAAGGGUUAUGUCUCUUCAACCUACAAGCCGGCUCGAUGCCGCUCGGCUCAGUGCAACCUCGCCGGAUCCAAGUCGUGUGGUGAGUGCUUUGACGGACCAAAACCAGGCUGCAACAACAACACUUGCGGUCUCUUCCCUUACAACCCUUUCAUUCGUACAAGCACAAGCGGCGAAUUAGCCCAAGACAUUAUCUCAAUCCAAUCCACAAACGGGUCCAAUCCCAGUAAAGUGGUUUCCUUCCCAAACGUUAUCUUCACCUGUGGCUCCACAUUUCUCUUAGAGGGCCUUGCUUCUGGAGUCACCGGAAUCGCUGGCCUUGGAAGGAAGAAGAUUGCUCUUCCUUCGCAGUUUGCUGCUGCUUUAAGCUUUAAAAGAAAGUUCGCCCUGUGUUUAAGCUCUUCGACGAGAGCCACCGGCGUCGUAUUUUUCGGUGACGGACCCUAUAUCAUGCUUCCUAAUAAGGAUGUGUCUCAAAAUCUUAUCUACACACCGCUCAUUCUCAACCCGGUUAGCACUGCCGGUGCUUCUUUCGAAGGUGAACCGUCUGCGGACUAUUUCAUCGGAGUAAAGGGGAUCAAGGUCAACGGCGAGGACGUUAAGCUAAACACUUCGUUGCUAUCCAUUGCCAAAGAUGGCACUGGUGGAACGAAAAUUAGUACUACUCAGCCAUAUACGUCUUUGGAAACUUCCAUAUACAAAGCUGUUAUCGGUGCUUUCGACAAAGCGGUGGCCAAAGUCCCGAGAGUUACGGCUGUGGCGCCUUUCGAGCUAUGCUUCAACUCGACUAGCUUCAGCAGCACCCGAGUGGGGCCUGGCGUACCUCAGAUCGAUUUGGUGUUGCCGAACAACAAAGCGUGGACCAUUUUCGGUGCCAACUCGAUGGUUCAGGUUAGUGAUGAUGUGUUGUGCCUUGGAUUCGUUGACGGUGGUCCACUUCACUUUGUUGACUGGGGUAUUCCGUUCACCCCAACUGCUAUUGUGAUUGGAGGGCAUCAAAUUGAGGACAACCUGCUUCAGUUUGAUUUGGGUUCUUCAACGCUUGGUUUCAGUUCAUCUCUUUUGUUUAGGCAAACAACUUGCUCAAACUUCAACUUCACAUCUAUUGCUUAAAUGGGAAAUGAGUAUACUCAUACAAGUAUGAUCGAUUUGUAUUGAGUUGCAGCUGCUUUUCUGAAUUAUAUUGUUGUUGAUAAGAGUCUAUAUACUGCUUUUACAUGAGCAUUAAUAAGUGUAAUAUUGUACACGUUAAACUUGGCUGUUGGCUAGUUGUAAUAAUAUUUAAUUGAGUGUGUGCAAAAUAGUAUUUCGUUAGAUUUCGCAGAAAAAGGCUUACACAAAAGUUUUCUGCAUAUAUUGAAAGAUUCGAUAUGUUUUUACAAUUUCAACCAAAUAGAUUCGUUUUAUAAAUAUAAUAUUAAUUUGCCUCC